Molecule: messenger RNA, 1059 nt
Organism: Strongylocentrotus purpuratus (purple sea urchin)
Lineage: Eukaryota; Metazoa; Echinodermata; Echinoidea; Camarodonta; Strongylocentrotidae
Product: craniofacial development protein 2-like
Exons: 2
Coding region: 1-1059 (352 amino acids)
Source: RefSeq, a predicted model, not a curated record
AUGCUUAUAACAUCAUCUGCAAACAGAAGUUCAGUCGGAGCUGCAAUAGGAGGUGUUGGAUUACUACUAAGUACCAGUGCAUAUGACUCCCUAGCAAGCAUGAGAUCACAUUCUGACCGAAUACUCAUCGCAAACUUUCAAGGAAACCCUGCAACUACAGUCAUUACAACCUAUUGCCCAACGAACGUAGUGAACGAGGAUAUCAUUGAAGGACACUAUGACAAUUUAAGAAGAGCAAUUGACUCCAUUCCGGCACACAAUGUUCUUCUUGUGGUUGGAGACUUCAAUGCCAGAAUUGGACCUGAGGAUGCUAAAUAUACUUACCAUGAAACAACCAACAGAAAUGGAAAGUACUUAGUGGACAUGGCAGUUGAAAAGAACCUAGUUAUAGCAAGUGGUCAGUUCUGUAAGGAGAAAGGGAAAUUGUGGACCUAUAUUAGCCCAGGUGGAAGUAAUUGCCAACUGGAUUAUAUACUAAUAAGGAAAAAGUGGAGGAACAGCUUGAAUAAUGCCAAGGCGUAUAGUACUUUUGCCAGUGUAGGAUCCAACCAUAGAAUAGUAUCUGCAAGAGUCCGUUUGAGCCUUUGUAAGAGCAAAACCUUGGCAAAAGGAAAACAGCACGAUUGGAAACUUCUCAGCACUGACAAAGACCUACAGAAGCUAUACAGCAUUGAAGUCCGCAACAGGUUCCAGCCCCAAGAAAAGGAGGAAGAAUCAGCUACCGAGAGCCCUCCUGACAUAGAUGAUGAGGAUGAAGAAAUUCUGCCUAUACUAGAGAGUCUGAACAUCAAGACAGGGCCAUUUGAUCUGAAAGAAUAUUCAAAGGCAAUAAAGUCACUAGUAGAAGGGAAGAGCUUUGGGGAAGAUGGCAUACCACCGGAGGUUUUAAAAAGAUGUGACCUUGAUGAAAUCAUUCUGAGUUUCUGCAACAACGCACUGAUCAAUGAAGAAAAGCCUCACCAAUGGUCCAUACUGAACAUCGUACCAAUACCAAAGUCUGGAGACCUGAACCAAGGAGGAAAUUAUCGAGGAAUCAGUCUAAGCUCCAUCGUGGCCUAA